Molecule: messenger RNA, 939 nt
Organism: Alligator mississippiensis (American alligator)
Lineage: Eukaryota; Metazoa; Chordata; Crocodylia; Alligatoridae
Product: olfactory receptor-like protein OLF3
Exons: 1
Coding region: 1-936 (311 amino acids)
Biological process (GO): G protein-coupled receptor signaling pathway
Cellular component (GO): membrane
Molecular function (GO): G protein-coupled receptor activity; olfactory receptor activity
Source: RefSeq, a predicted model, not a curated record
AUGGGACAGGACAAUGAAAGUUUUGCCAAUGAGUUCAUCUUCCUGGGCCUUUCUAGCCAUCAGGAUACCCAACUGGGUCUCUUUGUGCUUUUUCUUGGAAUCUAUGUCAUCACAGUGGUGGGGAAUACCCUCAUUAUUACUGCCAUCCACUUGGACCCACGGUUCAACACACCCAUGUAUUUUUUCCUUGAAAACCUGUCCUUUCUAGACAUCUGUUAUUCAACUACUGGAGCACCACAGAUACUGGCCCAUUUCUUGGUGCAGCACAAAACCAUCUCCUUCAACAGAUGCAUGGCUCAGCUCUUCAUCUCUCUGACUCUGGGAGGGACUGAGUUUCUUCUCCUGGCUGCGAUGGCCUAUGACCGCUACGUGGCCAUUUGCAACCCCCUCCAGUAUAUGGUCAUCAUGAGAAGAAGCAUCUGCAUCCUGCUAGCAGCAGCUUCGUGGACUGUUGGCAUCCUUAAUGCUCUAGUGCACACCAUCUUCACUGCACGCCUGCGGUACUGUGGCCACCCUCUCAUUAACCAUGUCUCCUGUGAACUUCUUGCUCUCAUCAAGGUGGCCUGCUUUGACACCCACACCAAUGAGAUUGCAAUCCUGAUCCUUAACUUUGUUGUGCUCCUGGUCCCCUGCUUCCUGGUCUUGGUCUCUUACAUUUACAUCAUCUCCUCCAUCCUACAAAUUCAUUCUUCACAAGGAAGACACAAGGCCUUCUCCACCUGUGCCUCUCAUCUCACCGUAGUGAUCAUGGCUUAUGGAACAGCCAUCUUUGCAUACUCAAAACCAAAAGGAGGCAAGUCAUCACACAACCUGAACAAGAUGAUUGCUCUCUUCUAUGGCUUUAUCACUCCUAUGCUUAAUCCCAUCAUAUACAGCCUGAGGAAUAAAGAUGUGAAAGAUUUUCUGGCAAAAGCCAUGAGGAAAGAUCACCUCUGAGAA